Molecule: messenger RNA, 375 nt
Organism: Moneuplotes crassus
Lineage: Eukaryota; Ciliophora; Spirotrichea; Euplotida; Euplotidae
Source: the annotation of a GenBank genome assembly
UGGGAGGGUGUUGAGACAGAUCAUCUAAAGCUCAUGAGUACCAAAUGGAUGGUCCAAACCGUAAAAAUAGAGUUCAUGUAGCAGAUCCUUGAAGAAAUACCCUAAAAAAAUCAGAUAGAAUGAGAGAUUCCAAUACUAUUGACUCUACCGUGGAGAAGACAAAGAAUUGGAAAACAUAUCGCAGUAAUGUCUUCAAGUAUGAUCCAGAAUUAAGCUAUGGAUUCCCUGAAGAGCAGCUCAAGUAUAGCACAACUAAAGCUCUUAAAAUCAAUGAUGAGUAUUCCAACAAAGAGAGGUCAAGAAUGUUUAGAAACAAGAGAUAGUUAGCUUUGAUCUCUAUUCUUUGCUAAAUCAGCAGAAAUAAGCUAAAUUCUU